This is a messenger RNA of Triplophysa rosa, 1680 nucleotides long. RefSeq lists its product as uncharacterized. The transcript has 4 exons. The coding region runs from base 17 to 715 and encodes 232 amino acids. The record is from RefSeq and is a predicted model, not a curated record. NCBI's taxonomy places the organism in Eukaryota, Metazoa, Chordata, Actinopteri, Cypriniformes, Nemacheilidae.
UGGAACAUUGCUUGCAAUGCCAAGGGAAAUGAAGAUGGACAUCUUAGAUAACAUAGCUCAAGCAAUUUUUGCAUUCAAAGCAUAUCCAAACUGUCAAGAGUUGGAGUCAGUGUCUGCUGCUCUGAUUGAAAUGCAUCCUUGUCUCAAGGAUCCGGGCUCAGGAACAGGUUAUCACAGCUGGACUAUGAGCAUCAAAUACAAGGUUGGCAACUACCGCCAGAAACUACGAUCUGUAGGUUGCUCUGAAGUUGCUGUAAACCAGAAAAGAGCAAAUGAGAAUACUAGUCGGCUUAAAAAAGCAAAGAGAUGUGAGGUAAACUUUCUCCCAGACAACCCACUUGGGCAGACUGAUUCUUCCCUUCAAAAAGAAAAGGAAGCAUUACAGGAGGAAUUGAAGAAGAAACGUCUCAACAUGGCAUUUGUUGACUCGAAAAUGGAAUUGACAUUCUCGUUGAGAAGGAAGGAGAUAGUUGAAGAAGAACCUCUUGUAGCUGAUAUCCUAAAACAAUGGCCAGCAUUGUUUUUGGAAGAUCAAAUAUGUGCUGAGUUUUACAGAAUCACACAAACAAACCUGAAGAGUACAUUUUUCUCUUAUCUGGAUGAAUAUGCACCGCAGAUGAUCAAGUUAUAUAGGGUACGCGGCGGAGCACAUGAAGAUGAUAUGAAGACCCUCCUGGACCAAUUUGAUAAUCAGACCUCCGAUGUGCUUGCUUAAAGAAAGGCUACAGCUCUCGAAGGUCUACCUUUGUUUUUGAGGGAAAAGUCUGAACAUUUCCUGAAGACUUGCCUGGACACAGAGCCAGAAGAAAAUCAUACAAAGGGGAUGAAGAUGGGGAUCUUAACCAUUGUUGAAGAUGACGUUGCGACCAUCCACUCAAACACAAAUGUAAGGUGCCUGUCUCUGGUUCUAGAGGAGCACAUCGUGCUGGAUAAUGUGCAAGACCUUCCCACUGCUAUGGCUCUUCUCUUCGGCUUGAUUUAUGCCCUGAACAUGAACUAUCCUAAAGAACUCAAGUACACCUUUGAAAUGAUUCAAAAGGUGUUUAUUGGUCUUGACCCCCAGUGCUCAGCAAGAGUCCAGUCCUUCAAAAACAAACUGUUAAUGACUAAAUAGCUGGAUACGGAUAAGCAUACGGAUAAGGGCAAGCACUAGGCUCUUCCUGUUGUUCCAGCCGAUGUUUCCAUAAAAGUUCAACAUGUCAAAAGAGGAAAUCAUUUCAGUUUUAAUGUAAUGAACCUUAAAUGUUUUUACAGUUGUAAAACUGGAUUGCUCAAAUACAUUUGUUCCUAGUUUUAGAAAUGUAAGUCUUGUUCAUAUUACAAAGCCCUUUAAGACUGUUACUCGCGCACUUUGUUACUCUAGCACUUUUAAAAGAAGUUGUGAUGUAAUAGCACAGAUAAGCAUACAGAGAAGGGCAAGCACUAAGCUGUUCCCAUUGUUCCUCCAGCUGACAUUUUCGUAAAAGUUCAACAUAUGUCAAAGGAGGAAAUCUUUUCAGUUUUUAUGUAAUGUAUCUUAAAUGCUGUUUUUACAGUUGUGAAACUGGAUUGCUCAAACACAUUGCAAUUUGUAGAAUUCUGAAGUCUUCAUUGAUGCAGCACUUUAACACUGUUGCUCUUGCACUUUAAAAAGAUGUUGUGCUGUAAUGGCACUUUAAAAAAAUUCCAAGAAAGUGUUCU